This is a messenger RNA of Molossus molossus (Pallas's mastiff bat), 2334 nucleotides long. It is a transcript of the gene ANGPTL2, whose product is annotated as angiopoietin like 2. The record is from RefSeq and is a predicted model, not a curated record. The transcript has 5 exons. Lineage: Eukaryota; Metazoa; Chordata; Mammalia; Chiroptera; Molossidae. Bases 551 to 2032 code for a protein of 493 amino acids.
GGCUGAGGGGAGGCCCGGAGCCUUUCUGGGGCCUGGGGGAUCCUCUUGCAUCGGUGGGUGGAGAGAAGUGCCUGCAGCCAACCAGGGUCAGGCUUUGCUCACAGUUUCCUCCGGGCGGGCGGCAUGUAAAGGCUCCACAAAGGAGCUGGGAGUUCAAAUGAGGCUGCAGCAGACGGCCUAAGGACGGACCGAGCCGUGAGCUGCGCCUCCUGAAUCUGGACCUGCAGAGCAUGGCCCUGAGGUGGCCGCCAGCCCCCACCACCGGAGAAGGCAGGUCCUGAGCAGCCCCGCAGGACCCCUGGCCAGCCCCCGCCCCAGCCUGCCGAGCCCCACUGUGCAGGCGGAGCAGAGCCAGCAGAGGCCAGUGAGGCAGGGCUGCUGGGUGACCGGGCCAGCCUGUGACGCGAGGAGCCCUCCUGGAGGCCAUGGAGAGGCUGCCUCGCUGACGGCCGCGGAGAAGCAUGUGAGGAGCUGCCUCGGAAGCCAAGCAGGAGGGAAGAGGUUUUCAUAGGCUCUGUUCGCAAAGAAAAACCACCAUUUUGCAAGAACCAUGAGGGCGCUAUGUGUGACAUGCUGGUGGCUGGGACUGCUGGCUGCCUCGGGAGCUGCUGCUGGCCAGAAGGAUGGGUUAGAAGGCACAGAAGAGGGCUCGCCAAGUGAGUUCAUUUAUCUGAACAGGUACAAGCGGGCUGGCGAGUCCCCGGACAAGUGCACCUAUACCUUCAUUGUGCCCCAGCAACGGGUCACAGGUGCCAUCUGCGUCAACUCCAAGGAGCCCGAAGUGCUCCUGGAGAACCGUGUGCACAAGCAGGAGCUAGAGCUGCUCAACAACGAGCUGCUCAAGCAGAAACGGCAGAUUGAGACACUGCAGCAGCUAGUGGAGGUGGACGGCGGCAUCGUGAGCGAGGUGAAGCUGCUGCGCAAGGAGAGCCGCAAUAUGAACUCACGGGUCACGCAGCUCUACAUGCAGCUCCUGCACGAGAUCAUCCGCAAGCGGGACAAUGCACUGGAGCUCUCCCAGCUGGAGAACCGCAUCCUCAACCAGACAGCCGACAUGCUGCAGCUGGCCAGCAAGUACAAGGACCUGGAGCACAAGUACCAGCACCUGGCCACACUGGCCCACAACCAAUCGGAGAUCAUCGCACAGCUCGAGGAGCACUGCCAGCGGGUGCCGGCGGCCAGACCCAUGCCCCAGCCGCCCCCCGCUACUCCACCCCAGAUCUACCAGCCGUCCCCCUACAACCGCAUCAUCAAUCAGUUUUCCACCAAUGAGAUCCAGAGUGAUCAGAACCUGAAGGUGCUGCCGCCCCCUCUGCCCACCAUGCCCACCCUCACCAACCUCCCGUCUUCCACAGACAAGCCAUCGGGCCCAUGGAGAGACUGCCUGCAGGCCCUGGAGGAUGGCCAUGACACCAGCUCCAUCUACCUGGUGAAGCCAGAGAACACCAACCGUCUCAUGCAGGUGUGGUGCGACCAGCGGCACGACCCUGGUGGCUGGACCGUCAUCCAGAGGCGCCUGGACGGCUCUGUCAACUUCUUCAGGAACUGGGAGACAUACAAGCAAGGGUUUGGGAACAUCGACGGCGAGUACUGGCUGGGCCUGGAGAACAUUUACUGGCUGACGAACCAAGGCAACUACAAACUGCUGGUGACCAUGGAGGACUGGUCUGGCCGCAAGGUCUUUGCAGAAUAUGCCAGCUUCCGCCUGGAGCCUGAGAGCGAGUAUUACAAGCUGCGGCUGGGGCGCUACCAUGGCAAUGCUGGUGACUCCUUCACCUGGCACAACGGCAAGCAGUUUACCACUCUGGACAGAGACCACGAUGUCUACACAGGGAAUUGUGCCCACUACCAGAAGGGAGGCUGGUGGUAUAACGCCUGCGCCCAUGCCAACCUCAAUGGGGUUUGGUACCGCGGGGGCCAUUACCGGAGCCGCUACCAGGAUGGAGUCUACUGGGCCGAGUUCCGAGGAGGCUCCUACUCACUCAAGAAAGUGGUGAUGAUGAUCCGGCCCAAUCCCAACACCUUCCACUAAGCCAGCUCCCCUCCUGACCUCUCGUGGCCUUUGUCAGGAGCCUGCCCUGGCCAUGCAGGCCUCAGCACAAAAAGCAACUCCUCACCAGUUCAGCUGGGGGCCAGAAGGACUGAGAUGGUGGACUGUUUUCCCGAGUCACUGCGGCAGAUAAUGGAACUGAAUAGUACAGUAUUCUCUGUCCCUACUACUUUCCUUCACACCAGACAGCCUCUCAUGUUUCCAGACAGGACAGGACUGCAGACCAGUCUUUCCUUAAAUAAAUUAAGUUCCUACAAUAAAAACACAACUGCAAAAUACCUUCA